GACAUUAUUGGAAGAGAGAUUGAUUGAUCAUUUGUCAUGUGACACGCCUUCGCCUUACAUCACUUGUAAGGGAAAUCCGAUCUACUGCUUCUUCCCUCUCUCUGUCUAAUUUCUGGUUCGGUUGUUAACCUCUCCUUGCUUUACAUCUUUUUGUUUCCUUGAAAGAAGACUCUCUCCCUCUGUGUGUGUGUGAAAGAAGAAGAAGAAGAUGUCAGGUGUGGGACAGCGUUUUAGAGGGCCAUCCUUCCUUCAGGGGGCGUUGGAUAGGUUUUCCUCUCCGGAGUUACGGGACUUCAUUCGCCGAUGGAAGAUAAACUUGGAGGAAGUGGAGUCACUGAAGCGGACGUCAGCGAAGAUUCAUUACUUAUCUGAUGACGCUGAAGUGAAGCAGUUCACCAAUGAUGCUGUCAAACUUUGGCUCAAUCACCUCAAACAAUUCUUCUAUGAUGCCGAAGACAUCCUCGAUGACUAUGCCACUGAAAUUCUACGCCUUAAAUUGGAAUCUAACUCUCAUCACCAAACCCAACAACAGUCUGAUGGUACAGAAUCUGCGGAUAAGGACAUCAAUGAAACUUCAGAAGGCAUUGAUCAGCCUAAGGUUUUUAACAUGGCCGAAGAGCUGCAAGGAAUUAAAAGGUUUGGAUCAAAAGUGAGGGAUAUACACGAGAAGUUAAAAAGUGUAGAACAAAAAGGUGCUGCUCUAGGAUUAAUGAACUCGAGCAUCGGAUCUGGGUCCUCAAGGCCAUUCCGUGAAAGGCCACAGACAAGUUCUUUGGUGAAUAGUACUAAUGUUUUUGGCCGAGACGAAGAUAAGUGGAAGAUUGUUGACUGGUUGUUAUCAGCCCCAAUGACUAUGAUAAUAGUUUCUCGGUGCUGCCCAUCGUGGGCAUGGGUGGACUUGGCAAGACCACCCUUGCUCAACUUGUUUACAACGAUGAGAAAGUUGACAAGUAUUUUCAGCUCAAAGCUUGGGUCUGCAUAUCGGAAGACUUUGAUGUCAUGAGAUUAACUAAAGAAAUUCACGAUUCAGCCACUAAGUCACCAUCCCCUCCUUCUAAUUCAUUGGAUGUGUUACAGGUGAAACUUAAAGAAGUUUUGAGCAACAAAAGAUUCUUAUUGGUUUUGGAUGAUAUGUGGAACGAGGAUUCUGAGAAAUGGGAUGCCUUAAAGACUCCUUUUGCAUUCGGUAAACUAGGAAGCAAGAUAUUGGUCACGACUCGGAGCAAAGGCAUUGCAUCGAUGGUGCGCACUGCAGAGAAUGAUCAUCAUCUAAAAGUUUUGUCAAACGAGGCUUGUUUUGAACUGGUCAGAAGGCACGCUUUUAAAGAAGGAGAUUCAACCAAAGCAAAUCAAAAGAUGAAAGUAUUUGGAGAAGAAAUUGUGAAAAAAUGUAAGAGUUUACCUUUGGCUAUAAAGACACUUGCCAGCCUCUUGAAAGAUAAAAAGGAAAACAGUGAGUGGAAAGAUAUUCUGGAGAAUGAAAUAUGGGAUUUAAAAGAGGGUAAGAUCCUACCGUCACUCAUGUUGAGCUAUCAUCAUCUUCCACCACUUUUGAAGAGAUGCUUUGCAUAUUGUGCUUUGUUUCCCAAAGACUAUGUAUUUGGCAAGAUUGAAUUAGUUAUGUUGUGGAUGGCGGAAGGUAUUGUUCAAUCAAAACCAAAA
Molecule: messenger RNA, 1662 nt
Organism: Macadamia integrifolia
Lineage: Eukaryota; Viridiplantae; Streptophyta; Magnoliopsida; Proteales; Proteaceae
Product: putative disease resistance RPP13-like protein 1
Exons: 2
Coding region: 209-1003 (264 amino acids)
Source: RefSeq, a predicted model, not a curated record